Aaosphaeria arxii CBS 175.79 is the source of this 1392-nucleotide messenger RNA. RefSeq lists its product as uncharacterized. Bases 102 to 1283 code for a protein of 393 amino acids. The transcript is spliced from 3 exons. NCBI's taxonomy places the organism in Eukaryota, Fungi, Ascomycota, Dothideomycetes, Pleosporales. The record is from RefSeq and is a predicted model, not a curated record. Gene Ontology annotation, biological process: phospholipid transport; protein insertion into mitochondrial outer membrane; mitochondrial outer membrane translocase complex assembly. Gene Ontology annotation, cellular component: ERMES complex; SAM complex.
CGCCAAUUGGUGGCCAGGUUCUCGUUCUAUCAAAGUUGCCCACCAUCGACCAGUUUCCACUUACCGGCGGAGAAUGUUGCGCGCGCGACGAAGAGGAAGACAUGUUGAACUUUAUGGAGCAUGUGCAGAGUGCAUUCUAUGAAGCUUCUCAUUGGAAUGUGGACAAUUCGUACGGGGCGCUGAACGCAAGUGCGCGUGCAUUGCUCGACUUCCACCCGCCGAAAGGGUUGAGAUUGCAGCUAUCCUCUCUUGCCGCGCCGAACUUCGCAACGUCGUAUACCCUCGGAAAUGUUGGUGUUGUGGAUGGUUCUGUGUCAUACCUGUACACUUCCUUACCGUUGAGCAGAAAGUUCAAGAGUGCUGAGCUUGACCUGCACCAUGUCAUACGGGGAUAUAGACAGUUGCAGGAGCUGAGGAAACCAGACGAAAGCUGGUGGUGGGAAAUAUGGCACGGCGGCGAGCGUGUCGAUCGCAGAGACACCUUGCUCUAUGGCCGCAUCUUCUUGCCCCAAUCGACAUUGGAAGCCCUGUAUCUACGCCGCCUGUCGCCCACCCGACAACUGAAAGUGACUGCGGUGAGCGAUUCAACACUCAACAAUGGAGGCACCAUUCUCGCACUGCUGCAGAACGACUACGGCAAAUACAGCACAGAAUACUUGUACAGUACGGAUUCGGCCCUGAUGGGUAUACGAGGCCUCUACAAUUUCGGACCGGACCCCAGACUUGAGCCCACUGAGCCAACGACAGCUCAGGAAUUGUCCGAACCCAUCCACGGUCGCUUCAGCGCAGGGGCAGAGCUGUAUUAUGGCCUAUUGAACAAGAGCGGCGGGAUCAGCACCGGCUUACGGUUUGCAACUCUACCAAACCACGCCGGUUUCCCGUACACAAUGACCCUGACAAUGAACCCCCUUAUGGGUAAUCUUUCCUCCACCUAUUCCGUCAAGGCAGGCCAACACGUCGCCCUAUGCUCCCGCUUCGACUUCAAUUUCUACUCCUAUGAAAGCGACCUGCAGCUCGGCUGUGAACUGUGGCGACGCCGGAGCAACACCGACGUGGAAUGGGCGACUAAGAAAUUACGGCCUGGCUGGGAGCGUCCUACUGUGGCGCCUGAUGAUGACGUCUCCGGCAUACUCAAGGCGCGCGUAGACCAGAACUGGCGAAUUGGAGUGCUAUGGGAGGGAAGGAUCAAGGAACUUUUGCUCACCAUCGGUGCGAGUCUCGACCUCAAGAAGAGGGAACAGAUAUUCCGGGCCGUUGGUAUCGAGCUGCAGUAUUCCUCGUGAACGAAAACCGCAAACGCACUGCGGGGAUGCGUGCAGGCCGCCUUAUGCCUCAACAAUCUGCACGCUUGUCUCGACCUUCCUCCACGUCGAGGACGGGACCAGCACAAUG